UAGAAGUAGUAGCAGCAAACAAAGAACGCGUUUUUGUUUUCAAAGUUACUGUAUUUUUUGAAACAAGAAAAACGCUUUGCUUGUUUUCCUGCAAUAACUCUCUUUCUUUCCUCUCCAAAGGGAGUGGAAUUAGACUUUUUUUGACAAGUUCCGCAAUAUGGGUUUUCCUUUUGACUGUUGUUUUCAUUUGAAAUGCAGCAUGUUUGUUGAAUCUCUGAUCUUACUUGUGUUGUGUAUCUUCUCUUCGGUUUCCGGAGAAGUUUUUUCUGAGAAAAAAGUUUUGUUGGAAUUCAAGAGCUUGGUUUCUGAUCCUUCAGGGCUUCUAUCCACCUGGGACCCCAACACAACAAACCAUUGUUCAUGGUAUGGCGUCUCUUGUGACUCUGAAUCUAGGGUCAUCUCUGUGAAUAUCACUGGUGGUGAUGUGUUUAAAGGUAAUUCUCAAGCUAUCUCUUCUUGUUCCAAGUUAUCUGAUUUUCCAUUUUAUGGUUUUGGGGUUAGAGGAACAUGUUUGCAUGGUAAGGGUAAGUUAGUUGGUAAGCUAUCUCCAUUGAUCGGGAAACUUGGUGAACUUAGGGUUUUGUCACUAGCUUUUAAUGGUUUUAGUGGUGAAAUUCCGGUGGAGAUAUGGGGUUUGGAGAAAUUAGAAGUGCUUGAUCUUGAAGGGAAUUUAUUUGAUGGAAGAUUGCCAAAUGAGUUUGUAGGGUUGAGAAAUUUGCGGAUUUUGAAUCUUGGGUUUAAUAGGAUUUAUGGGGAGAUUCCAGUUUCUUUUAACAAGUGUGAGGGUUUAGAGAUUUUGAAUUUAGCUGGUAAUAAAGUGAAGGGAUCGAUUCCUGCAUCUUUAGGUAGUUUUUUGAAGUUAAGGGGGCUUUAUUUGUCAUAUAAUGAGCUAAAUGGUUCGAUUCCAAGUGAAUUUGGAAGUAAUUGCCAGUAUCUAGAGCAUCUUGAUCUGUCUGGGAAUUUCCUAGUUGGUAGAAUCCCGGGUAGUUUGGGGAAUUGUCGGCAGUUGAGGAUACUUUUGUUGUUUUCGAAUAUGUUAAAUGACGUCAUUCCUCACGAGCUGGGCUGGCUAAGUAAGCUUGAGGUUCUAGAUGUUUCAAGAAAUAGACUUAAUGGCUUGAUCCCCGCUGAGCUCGGGGACUGUGCUGAAUUGUCGGUUCUUGUCCUUUCGAAUCUCUUUGAUCCUGUAAUGAAUGCUGGGGAAACAAGUGGAAAGUUGCCAGUUGGACUGUCGAGUGUUUCUAGUGUUGAUAAUAAUUCUUUCCAUGGCUCUAUUCCAAUAAAAAUUACAAGCCUUUCUAAGCUUAAGAUACUCUGGGCGCCAAAGGCGAAUCUUGAGGGUAAACUUCCAAGCAGUUGGGGUGCUUGUGACAGCUUGGAAAUGGUGAACUUAGCUCAGAACCUUUUAAAUGGAGAAGUAAUUGGAGUCUUUGAUAGAUGCAAGAAGCUAUAUCAUGUUGACUUGAGCUCAAACAAGCUAACUGGGGAGCUCGAUGUGAAUCUUCCAGUUCCCUGUAUGACUGUCUUUGAUGUUAGCGGGAAUCAGAUAUCAGGAUCUAUCCCAAGAUUUCAUAACAAUGUUUGCCCUCAAUUGCCCUCACAGAGCUUGUAUGUUCUGCAACUCUUCAACCCAUCAUAUGUAUAUGUGUCUUAUUUUACAUAUAGAACUCGCCUUGCAAAACCUUUUCUGAUGUCUGCUGCUUCUUUGGUGAUGAUUCACAACUUCGGUGAUAACAACUUCACUGGUUCAAUCCGUUGGCUUCCAGUUGCUCCAGAGAGAUUGGGAAAGCAGACUGAUUAUGCAUUUCUCGCUGGAGGAAACAAACUCACUGGAUCAUUUCCUGGAAGUUUAUUUGGGAAGUGUAAUAAAUUGCAUGGAAUGAUUGCUAAUGUCAGCAACAACAACAUAUUUGGUCAGAUACCUUUGAAUAUUGGUGCAAUGUGCAAAUCUCUGAGAUUUUUGGAUGUCUCCCAGAAUCAAAUUUCAGGGAUAGUGCCUCAAAGUCUAGGGAAUUUGAGAUCUCUUGUGCUUCUCGACUUGAGUGAGAACAAACUUCAAGGUCAGGUUCCAGCCAGUCUCCAUCGGUUGAAAUAUCUUAAACAUCUUUCCUUGGCUGGUAACAACCUCACUGGUGGCAUUCCAUCAAGCAUUGGGCGUUUAAGAUCACUUGAACUGUUGAAACUUUCUUCAAAUUCUCUCUCAGGUGAGAUUCCUAAAGGUCUUGUAAACUUGAGAAACCUAACUGCUCUCCUGCUCAACAAUAAUAAACUCUCAGGUCAGAUCCCCUCUGGUUUGGCUCAUGUGAUGUCACUGUUAACAUUUAAUGCAUCCUUCAAUAAUCUGUCUGGUUCAGUUCCCUUGAAUAGUAAAGUGAUGAAUUGCAGCGGUGUUCGUGGAAACCCUUAUCUUAAUUCCUGCCAUGUAUUUUCCCUUGCUGUACCCUCUUUGGAAUUAUCUACCGACAACUAUGGGGAUUCAGAAAUUAAGUUAUCUCCACCAACAGGACAUAAAACUGAUGAUAAUGAUAUUAAUUCAAUUGAGAUUGCAUCCAUAGUGUCUGCAUCAGCAGUUGUUUUAGUUCUUCUAAUUCUAGUUACUCUCUUCUUUUACACAAGGAAGUGGGUCCCAGAUUCCAGAGUUCAGGUCUCCGAGUCUAAGAAAAUCACACUCUUCAUUGACAUUGGGGUUCCAUUAACUUAUGAAAACAUUGUUCGAGCAACAGGGAAUUUCAACUCCAGUAACUGCAUUGGAUGUGGAGGCUUUGGUGCCACUUACAAGGCCGAAAUCUCUCCAGGAAUCCUAGUGGCUGUGAAGAAGCUUGCUAUUGGAAGGUUUCAUUGUAUUCAACAGUUCCAUGCCGAGAUAAAAACCCUUGGAAGUGUGAGGCACCGGAAUCUCGUGACUUUAAUAGGGUACCAUGCAAGCGAAGAUGACAUGUUCCUGAUAUAUAAUUAUUUGCCAGGAGGUAAUUUGGAAGAAUUUAUCCAGAAAAGAUCUGCUAGAGCUGUUGAUUGGAGGAUUCUUCACAAGAUUGCUCUGGGCAUAGCAUCUGCGCUUGCAUAUCUGCAUGACCAAUGUGUUCCACGGGUUCUACACCGUGAUGUCAAGCCAAGUAAUAUAUUGCUGGAUGAUAACUUCAACGCAUAUCUGUCUGACUUUGGAUUAUCUAGACUUUUGGGAACUUCUGAAACUCAUGCAACAACUGGUGUAGCUGGAACAUUUGGGUAUGUAGCACCAGAGUAUGCAAUGACCUGCCGUGUGUCUGAGAAGGCCGAUGUUUACAGCUAUGGUGUGGUGCUGCUGGAGUUGAUAUCAGACAAGAAAGCCUUGGAUCCUUCAUUUUCUUCACAUGGAAAUGGAUUCAACAUCAUUUCUUGGGCCUCAAUGCUUUUACGACAAGGUCAGGCAAAGGAUGUCUUCACUGCAAGGCUAUGGGAGACAGGUCCCCAGGAUGACCUGGUAAGUAUGCUUCAUUUGGCACUCAAGUGUACCAUUGAAACUCUCUCGACCAGGCCUACCAUGAAGCAUGUUGUCCAAUGCUUGAAGCAAAUUCGACCUUCCUGUUAGAAGGGUGAUGACUGAUGACUGACUAGGCACAUCUGCAUUUGUACAUCUGAGCAUAGAAGGUACAUAGGUAUAGUAUAAUGUCAGUAUAUCUGCACCCAGUCACUUGACAGGGGAUCCCCCAGCUUUAGUUUUGAGCUUUAUGUUUCCAAUGUAUAUUUUCACAGUCAUAUUUCCUCCUGCGGAUAACAGAAAGCAAAUAUUGGGGUUUUGAGUUGAAAGUCUUUGAUAUUUGCUUUUUAUGCA
This is a messenger RNA of Pistacia vera, 3811 nucleotides long. Its product is annotated as LRR receptor-like serine/threonine-protein kinase RPK2. Bases 158 to 3568 code for a protein of 1136 amino acids. The transcript has a single exon. NCBI's taxonomy places the organism in Eukaryota, Viridiplantae, Streptophyta, Magnoliopsida, Sapindales, Anacardiaceae. Gene Ontology annotation, cellular component: plasma membrane. Gene Ontology annotation, molecular function: ATP binding; protein kinase activity; protein binding. Gene Ontology annotation, biological process: protein phosphorylation. The record is from RefSeq and is a predicted model, not a curated record.